CUUACCGACUACAAGCUCUCUUCACACCAUUGCCUGGAUCCAUUGGAACGAACCUGCGAUGAGUGACCAAAGACGUCUAGGACCACGAGACCGUCCUUCUUGCAAGCCCUGUCGCGAUCGCAAGGUUCGCUGCAAUCGGGGCCUCCCUUGCUCGCAGUGCACCCGCUUACAGCUCUCGUGUGUGUUCGAGGCUAGAACGAGAAGGGCCCCCGUAAAUGCUCGAUCGGUCAAGUCUUCUUCGCCAUGCGAUCCGAACGUGCCAUCAUUUUGCGAAACUCCUGCAAAUCAUCAAGCAAAUGAGUCAUCGUCACAACUCCCGCCAGGGCAAAUUAUACAACCGACGAACCAGGAAGUUCUUGACCGACUUGCCCGAGUUGAAGGCCUCUUAUCCCAUCUCGUUUCCUCUGUUCGCGACGGAGCCCCAGUGGGAGACUCAGGUGGACAGAGCAAGCCUGAGACGGACCACGUCCGGGCCCCACCGAUCCUGCCAUCACAAGAAGUUCUUGUUGGAGAUGGCGAGAGAGGAAACUUUGUAGACGAUUCAGUAUUUGUCGGAUUGUUUCUUGGGGACCCGCCUAGACAACGGCCCAUAGCCGGCACCAAGACAAGAGAUCCUGCUACUAACGCAACAACUCAACAUAUACCUCCCCACAACGGCAUAGCUGCCACCGAUAUCUUUGGAUCAGACCUGGAAAUCAUAUCAGUACCUCCUCACAUCCUCACCAGGCUAUGGAUCAUCUAUCUGCAAAAUGUUGAUCCCUUGAUGAAAAUACUUCACAUACCCACGAUCCAGCCAGUGAUGCUCGGCGUGGCAGCCAAGCCUCAAGGAGCGGACCACACGACUCUCGCUCUGCUUUAUGCUACUGCCUUUGCGGCAAUCACCAGCAUGUCUAGCACCGAGGUCGCAACGCAACUAGGAACCGAGAGGUUGGUUCUCCUGCGCCACUUUAUGCGAGAAAUAGACGGCGCAUUCACGAGCGCUCAGUUCUUACUUUAUCCGAACGUGCAGGGCUUGAAGGCUCUAGCAAUCUACCUAACUGCGCUAAGAACCUUCGAUACCGGCCGAACCAUCUGGACACUCACCGGCCUCGCCAUCAGAAUAGCAGAGUCCCUCGGCGUGCACGAAGACGGCUCCCGUCUCGGCCUGGGUCCCUUCGAGACGGAAAUGCGGUGUCGUCUCUGGUGGCAUCUCACAGCCCUAGACGCCACGGCGCCCGAAAGCCAUGGGUUCAACAACACAAUGGCCGACCGCGGCAAAAUCUUUCGCUUGCCGCUGAAUGUCACCGAUACCGAGCUAUGGCCCCAGAUGGAUAAGGCCCCUACCGGAAGAGACGAAUGGACCGAAACGACUUUUUCCAUCAUGAACCUGGACCUCUGCCGCAACCUGCGCCACGCCGUCUCCGCUGUCGGGGCGGCGGACGAGCAGACGAGAGAGGCCAAGAUCCAGCAGACGGAGUCGUCCAUGGCUCACCGCUGGCUUCGAUUCGCACCCAAUAAUAACGACGUGUGUCGUGCCGCGGAGUCUCUGCUUCGGAUAUCUGUAUCCAAAGCGCGGUUCAUCCUGAUGCUUCAGGCCUGGCUGUCGGCGCCGAUGGAAAAUGAGUACAGGUAUCGGUACCUACCCCAUUCCCUGUUCACCAAUGCCAUCGAACUGCUCGAGCAAGGAUAUCUGCUACAAUCAGGGAAGCUUUUCCCCGGUUACGCUUGGUUCUACAAGCAGCAUCCGCAGCUGUACGCCCUGUUCCUCACGCUCCGUACGCUCGUCGAUUCGCCCGAACGAAGGGAGGCGAAGCGCGCUUGGAUUGCUGUGGAUAACUACAUUGUCUGCCUCGCUGAUUUUGAGGAAGCGAAUGAGCGAAGGGGGAAGAAGAGUUGCGUGUGGGCGGCUAUGGGGCCGUUGCGAGAUCGGGCGAGGGAGUCGAUUCGACAGCGUGAAACCACCGAGGACAUGCCAAUGACGGUAGCAGCAGCAGCAGCAGCGUCCCCAAAGAUGCCUCCUGGGGACAAUUUUGGCACUGGGGUAUCUCAACCGUGGAAUGCAAUCGCGCUUGAGCCGCUGGCGUUUGACAAUAUCCUUACGUGGCAUGAUUUCUCAGAUUUAUUUGAUGUCAUUUGAGAUUAAGGCAGAAGCAAUCUG
Messenger RNA from Colletotrichum acutatum, 2137 nucleotides. RefSeq lists its product as uncharacterized. The transcript is spliced from 3 exons. Bases 59 to 2116 code for a protein of 685 amino acids. Lineage: Eukaryota; Fungi; Ascomycota; Sordariomycetes; Glomerellales; Glomerellaceae. The record is from RefSeq and is a predicted model, not a curated record. Gene Ontology annotation, biological process: DNA-templated transcription; regulation of DNA-templated transcription. Gene Ontology annotation, molecular function: zinc ion binding; DNA binding; DNA-binding transcription factor activity, RNA polymerase II-specific.